This is a messenger RNA of Chenopodium quinoa (quinoa), 3297 nucleotides long. Its product is annotated as MAR-binding filament-like protein 1-1. The record is from RefSeq and is a predicted model, not a curated record. The coding region runs from base 666 to 3056 and encodes 796 amino acids. NCBI's taxonomy places the organism in Eukaryota, Viridiplantae, Streptophyta, Magnoliopsida, Caryophyllales, Amaranthaceae. The transcript is spliced from 5 exons.
GAUUAUUAAAACAAUUUUUUCCCAUUUCAAUACAGAUGAUCUACUGAUCUAGUAUAUAGGCUUAAAUCCGAAUCCGAUUAAUUGCCCUGUAAGUUUAGUCACCGGUGAUUCUAUAUACUCUGUUUCCGUAAUUCUUGUAGUCCCUCAAUCCUAAGCUCCAACUCUCCAACUCAUUCUUACUCAUUUUCCACUUUUCCAGUCAUUUGGGUUUGUAGAUCAAUAUUCAAAUCUUGCAAUUGCACCAGGGAUCACUACUCCGACCAAGUUUUUCGGUUGAGAAUGUUUUGAUAUCUAAUGUGAAUAAUAGAGGGCAAUUCAUUAGCCAAUUGGUGUUUUUGAACAAUAAGAAGUCUAUCAGCUAUUUAAGUUCUCAAAGGAAUGAUUGGAAUUAUUGUUAUGCAAAUUUGAUUUUUAUAAUUCAUGACUGUUUCCCCCUAUUAUGAAUUUGCUAACUUCGUGGUCGAUUUAUUGUAUGAUUUGAAGAAUUUGCGGUCAAGUUAAAAUUCUUAUGUUGUCAUUUAUGGAAUUAGGAUUAUAUUGCUUUCAACAUCGUCCAACAAACAGUUUUUUCUUUGUAGAUUAUUGAUAAUUACAUUUCUGAAGCGUAGCAGUGAUUUGGGGGACUUCAGUGAGGACAGUGACAAAUUGAACUCCGUGUGAGUGCAAUGGAGAGUCCUAUUAAUGAUGAUAUGGACUCUCUGUUUGAGGGAAUGGUUUUAUUUACUCCCCAAGUAGUUGAUAAGCAUAAUGAUAAUUCUUCUAUGAAAAACGGUGACACAUCAGCUUUAUCUUCAGCACCUUCACCAUCAUCUCAACCCCUUGAUGAAAACCUAUUCUCUGAUCUAACUGUCAUCACUCCUUCCCAUGUUGAAGCAAUUGUGACUGAGACAUUGACACCAUCAAUUAAUCCUUCUGUAAUGACAACAAGCACAAUGAAGUCUGAGCCACAAGCAGCUCCGGCUGCUACUAUGUUUCGGCAAAUAUCUAGAAAGAAGAAAAGAGCUGGUUUAAGGAUUGGGUAUGGGAGGGAUUUACAACACACUGAUGAUCUAGAGCCUUUGCAAAAUUCUUCUGAAUUAUCUCCUGAUAAUGAAAACUCUUUGGCAACUGCCACCAUGUCUGUCAAUACUAAUUUGAAUACCAAAGCUGAUGAUAAUUUAGAAGUCCCUUCUGUCUCUUCUCAUCCUAGCAAAAUGCUAGAAGUUGAUUCUUGUCCAGUCGAACAUGAAACUGAAUGUAUUCCUCUUGGUUCAGACGAUAAAGUAGAAUAUCAAAUUAAUACAGAUAUGCCUUGCGAUUUGACUGGAGAGGGAAAUAUUGCCUUUUCUUCUCUGGAUGCUAAAGAACUUCCUACCAUCCAGAAGCAAGAAGAAGAAGAGGAAGAAGCAAAUUUUGAUUCUGUGGAGGUGAAAUAUGAACAUGUCAAGGCUCAAGUGUCUGAGAAGCUGAGACAAGCUCGAGACCAGGCUUUAUCUAUAUCUGCAGCAAGGAAGGAUUCUAGAAGGAGGAGACGAAAAGCUGCCGAGAAUGUUGAACUAGCAUCUUUAAGGUUCAAGGAAAUUGAAAAGGAUCUUGAAGAAGCCUGUGAGGCAGAAGACUUUGAAAAGGCAGAACGCCUCAGUGAGAACCUUGUGGCUGCUGAAAAGGAAAAAGAAUACAUGUUAAAUGCACUAAAAGAUGCCGAGGCUGAAUGUGAUACUAUUGAUUCGAAGAUGGAGGAAGCACUGAAAGAUCAGAUUGCUGCUGAGGAAGAAUGUGUCUCUUUGCUACACCGAUUUUCAGUGGAUGCAGUGAGCAAUGCCGAUGUGAUUUUGGAAAAUGUUGAGGUCGAUUCUUCAAAGGAAAUGGAUGAAUGGUUUAUGUCUGUUGAAGCUGCGGAGACAAAGAAGUUGGAAUUAGAAAUCGAGUCACAGUUAGUAAAUGAAGCUCGUGCAGCAUUGGCUGACUCAAUUGAGCAUUUAGUUGAAAAUGAUAUUAAGGAAAAAAAAUUCCUUUGUGAGAAAAAAAAAGUUUUGACACAAGAGUUAGAAGAACUUUUACGUUUGGUGCAGGAAAAAGAGGCAGAGAUAGCUAAAAACGAUUCUGAAAUUGAAGCAGCUGACAAAAAGAUAGCUGAAGUAGCUGCUGGUUUCAAGGAUCUCCAAACAGGAAUCGAUUCCAAGUUUGAGAAUUUGCAGAAUGUACUCUAUCAAAUGGAAUCAGAACGUCAAACUUUAUCAGAAAGGAAGGAAAAAAUUGAUUUUCUCAUUACUCAGGGAAAGAACCGUGAGAAAGAACUUAGGAAGCUUGCAAUGGAUUGUGAAGAUGAAGCCAACAUGUACCAAGAAAAUCUUAGACUCAGGAAAGCUUUGGUGAUAUCAGUUCUUAAAGUUAGAGAAGAAAAAUUAAGGCUUGCCCAAACAGAGGAGAAAAUUUUGGCUGAUACUCAGAUGCUCAAACAGGAUAUUUCUGCUGCAAGAGUUGAUCUUCAGGAAUUAUCCUCCAAUAAAUCAAGCAUCCAGCAAGAGUGUGCUUCGAUAAAACAAAGAAUGUUUUUUAUUGACAAAAGGAUACCUGAGCUUGAAUCAGAGAAGAAAGUUGCUGCAUCUGCCAGAAAUUUUAAAGAAGCGGCGCGUAUUGCCUCUGAAGCCAAGUCAUUGAUGGCUGAAAAGGAAAUUUUGCAGAGUAAGAUGGAGCAGUCUGUGUCAGAACUCGGUAAAAUUGAGGAGGGGAUUCAUGAGACUACCAGGAAAUUGUAUGAGAUUGAAGAACUAGUAUCAUCAAAGGAAAAAGAGGCAGCAGUGGCCAGAUUUCAGAGGCUACAUCUUAUUUCUGCUGCUAUUUCAUGUGAAAGAUCAGCUGCAUUAGAGCUGGGUGAUCUGGAAGAAGCUAAUGUGCUUCUUGCAGAAGCCGAGGCUGCAGAUUCUGAAGCAAAACAACUUCAGUUGUUACAUGAUAUUAACACAACAGAACUUGGAAGUCUAACUGAGCAGAUUAUCUCCAUGGAGUUUGUUUCUAGUCUUGAUGGGAAGCAGUUGGAAGAAUUAGCCACAGGUGGUAACCAAAUUCCCUCUUGAUGUUGUAAAUGGACCUGGUUGCUUGUAAUUUUUGUAGGAUAUUCAAGUUGCAAAGGAAUAUUGGAAAUUUUUUCCUCCAAUUAUGAGAUGGUAUUCAUCCAUUUUUUAGAAGUCCAGUUGUUCCUGGAUUCAUGCUACUGUAUGAUUUUACUCCGAUGAGAACUGCGCAUUACUGCUUUGAGCUUAUGUAUCAUGGACUAUCAAUAUGAGGUAUUUUGAGGUUCUCUGUGAGAUUUCUGGA